AAGAAUUUAGCAGUCUUUCAGAAACUGUGAGAGUGUAAAAAAUAAUAUGGAUAUAAACAAACGAUCGAACGGUAAAAAUUCUACAAUGACUGGUGAAACAAAUGGCAACCAUGUUACCAUACCAAAGUGGAUAGAAGCUAAACUAUUUGAAAAACUAUUAGAAGAAAAUAUUGAAAAUUAUAAGAGUAUCAAAGAAUUUACUGUUAAACCCGGCAUAGCUGCAGGUGAAAAUUAUGCUACAAUUUUGUUAAAAGUGGAAAUUGAAAUUGAAUUAAAAGAUUUAACAACAAAAUGUGUUAGUUUUAUGCUAAAAGUUAAUCAUGACAAUGAACAAUUACGUGAAAUGAUGAAAGGUCAUGAUGUAUUCGAUAUUGAAAAGAGCAUGUAUGAUGAAUUGGUUCCAGCAUUUGAGAAACUUUACGCUGAUGUUGGGAUAAACAUAAAUUUUGGUGCCAAAUCGUUUAGUUUACCCACUAAAGAAGAGUAUAUCUUAUUGGAAAACUUAUGUGUACGUGGUUUUAAGAAUGCUAAACGUUUGGAGGGUCUUGAUAUGAAACAUACAAAAUGUGUUUUAAAAAAAUUAGCUCAAUGGCAUGCUGCUUCAGCAAAACUAGUAGAAGUAAACGGAUCAUUUGAAGAGAAAUUUCUACAGGGCUAUUUUCAUGAAGAAGGUAAAGAUCAGAUGAAGACUAUAUUUGAGGGAAUGGGACAAAUUUUCAUUAGUUAUGCUAAAAAUUAUAAUAAUUAUAAUGAAUAUGCGGAUGAUAUUGUGACACAAAAAAUGGUGGAUGAAUUAUUCAAAGUGGCUAAGCCCAAUCAAAAUGAAUUUAAUGUUCUUAAUCAUGGUGAUUGUUGGUCCAAUAAUGUCAUGUUCCAGUAUAAUGCAUCUGGUGAAAUUGAAGAAACUUAUUUAAUAGAUUACCAAAUGAUUAAAUAUGGUACACCUGCUCAAGAUCUCUUCUAUUUCCUGCUAUCAUCGACCAAAUAUGAAAUCAAACUAAAACAAUUUGAUUAUUUCAUAAAAUUCUAUCAUGAUAAUUUGAUAGAAAAUCUUAAAUUGUUGAGAUACAACAAGAAGAUUCCUUCAUUAAAAGAAUUGCACGGCAUGAUGUUUAAAUAUGGUGUUUGGGGCUAUACAACAUUAACUGGCGUUAUGGGAGCCGUACUUUUAGAUCCUACAAAUACAGCCAAUUUGGAGAAUUUUGUUGGCGAUUCAGACGCGGGUUUGGCAUUUAAAAAGUUAAUGUCUUCGAAUGAUCGUUAUCGAAGACAUGCCGAAGCCAUGUUACCUUGGCUAAAAAAUCGUGCUGUUUUUUGUUGA
This is a messenger RNA of Lucilia cuprina (Australian sheep blowfly), 1321 nucleotides long. RefSeq lists its product as uncharacterized. Lineage: Eukaryota; Metazoa; Arthropoda; Insecta; Diptera; Calliphoridae. The coding region runs from base 47 to 1321 and encodes 424 amino acids. The record is from RefSeq and is a predicted model, not a curated record. The transcript is spliced from 3 exons.